This is a messenger RNA of Salvelinus sp. IW2-2015, 2908 nucleotides long. RefSeq names its product endoglin. Lineage: Eukaryota; Metazoa; Chordata; Actinopteri; Salmoniformes; Salmonidae. The record is from RefSeq and is a predicted model, not a curated record.
AGCUACACUAGAAAGUUUAUGAGGGUUUACAUGACUGACUGCUUCUUUUGCACUCGUAGUUUAUACCCGCAAUUUAAAAGGGACAUUCUCCGUUGAUAUCUGACCUUUGACCUAUCAAGGCUGGAUUUGUGUGGUAACCCCUCUGGAGCGGAACCACUGCCACCACAGUCACAGCCGUGCUGCCAUUGGACGAGGACGCUGCCCGAGCACCUAGACACCGGCAAGUUCUUCAUUGUGACUCCCACAGAUAUCUGACUUAGAGAUGGAGAGCAGCAACAUGCCACUUUUACCUCUGCUUCUACUCUGCCUUGCCUUCGCCACUUCAGGUUUGCCCCUUGUCUCUCACCCAGCAUCCCAGCAGACGUGUGAGCCAGUGAAGGUUCCUGACAACCAGAAUGCUUGGAUCAGGGUGAGGGAGAUGCCAAAAGGCUGCUGGACCAGCUACACCACUAAAGACAGUAAAGAGGUGCACAUCCUCAGCCUGCACUUCCUUCCUGGGGCUUCCACCAUGUUUGAACUAAACAUGACCACUGCCAAGCCAAUGCACCUCAUCAUCACCACAGCCUCAGAGCAGGCCAUAUACUGUCUGACCAAUGCUAACGAGGAUGUCAGCUUAUACGUGGCCAAUAACUCCAAUAUAAUCUUUCAUGGUUCAAAAGGCAACGUCCAUAGAAAAGCCCUGCCCACAGACAACGAAGCUCUAGUGAGGUGGGCCACCGAGGAGUUUGGUGGGGUGACAUCUUUCACCACCAUCCAGAACCCAACUAGCAUCGCUUCCACAGGGAGAGAGGGAACAAGACUCCUUCCAACUGGCUCCAACAACUGUACACUUCAAAAUGAAUGGCACUCCCUCAAGCACUAUCUGACAUUCAAAUCAAACAUACCUUCAUCGAUCAAGUCCUGCUCGAACCAGCCUCUCAACAGUCACACUGAGAAAGAACUAUACAUCGUUAACAUCCCUGAGGAUGUCAGCAUUCGCUAUGUCUCUGUGCACGUCAUCAGUGAGAGGCAGAUCAGUCUGUUCCUAAGAGGUCCUAAUGGUACCACGUGGAGCAUCCAUGACCCACAGCACACCAGCCUCUGUUCUAACAACGUGAUCAUGCUUGCUGCCACCAACACGAUGCAUACGAUCCCUCCCGUGGUCGCCAUCACCACAGACAGUGCCGAUGCUGUACAGAAGAAGGCCAUGGAUCAUUUCAAAGCAAGCACCAUCACCAGCUACUCUGAGAUCCGAACCGAGGGCACCAUGGUCACACUGGUCCUGGGGAAUAAGGACCACACACCAGUCACAGAGACUGCACCCACCGAGACCACCCCAUCGCCCCCUAGGCCCCCUCAGAUGCCUCUGAUCAUGCAGCUGUAUACCUCUCCAGACUACCGCUCCCCUCUGGACCUCAACGCCAAGGUGCAGAGCGACAAGAGGAUCUACGCAGAGAUCUCAGGGAGGAUGCUGGGGGAGAUUGUGCUGACCAUCAAGGUGAUCAACUGCUCGGUGCACUCCAAGGGCUCAUGCCCAGUGGUCAGGGACAUGCCCUUCAGGUCAGAGAUGUGCUUCUCCACCAUGUGCCCCAACAGUGCCAGGGUUAGCUUCUCCCUAGAGCUGCUCCAAGACCUGGCGUCCACUAGCUGGGACCUGGAGUGCUCCGUCAAACUCUGCUUCAGGGAGAAAUGUGGAGAUGGAGGAAGAGUGAAGAAGAAUUUGGAGGUCACCCAGACAUACAUCCCACCACCAACUGUGUGUAUUGACUUUGGUCUGUCAGCCGUGCUGGGCAUCGCUUUCGGAGGCUUCCUGAUCGGAGUUCUGCUUAUCGGAGCUCUGUGGUUCAUCAAGAUCCGCACAGGAUACCCCACCGGACUGGAUGUCGGGUCGACUGCAGUAAACCUCUCAGGAUGUCCUUGCUCUCUGACCAGCAAACGGCAACCCGUUUCUACGAACCCCUCCCCCUCUGAGAACAGUAGUGCUAAUGCCAGCAUUGGCAGCACUCAGAGCACGCCAACCAGCAGCAUGGCAUGAGAUCAUCAGCACCAACGUCUCCCCUUUCCGACACACCGAGGGGCCUCGUGCUAUUUGGUCGCUCUUUCACCAUGCUUAAGAAAGCAUUACCCCCCUCUCUUUAUUCACACCACAAACACGCACCCGCUCUCACCCGUGACCCCACCUGAAAGUGGUGAGGUCGGGGACGGGGAGGGGUGGGAGGAGCAGGAAUGGGAGGGUGGGGGGCGGCUCUAGUCUAGUCCAGGCUCCUAACAUUCACCUCUCUAGCCUCCCAGCAAAAGUUCCAGACGGAGAGUCAGCGAGGGUGAAAAAAAGACCCCGGCUCCCAGCAACAGGAAAAACAAAGCAUAUCCCCUAAGAACUAACAGGAAAUUCAUUGCAUUCUUCUCAAUAAAUUGUGCCUCUCUGAUGGCGGCACAAUACGAGUCAGUCAGUGAAAAAAAGAGACAAAAGAUUGACUUUUAAAAACAUUAUUAGAGAAACUGUUUUUGUCUCUCGACAUCCACAGUUGUUGUGAUUGGAAAUGUCAAGGCCCCUUAUUGUAGGCAAUUUAGAGAUAGAACAGGUGUCAGUCCAGAAUCUAUCACAUUGACUGUAGUUUUAAUUAAAAUUGUAUUACUGUAUAUGGGUGGCUGGAAGACACCAUGUCAGAUUUGAAGAUUUCAGACAGAUCAACAAAGCUAAAAUAUCCAAUGUUCUCCUCCAAUACCAAGGGGUACCUGUCUUUAUAUGAGUCAGGAAAGAUUGGGAAAAGGCUACCUCGUAAUUUAUGUAGAUGUCGGAUUGUUAAGCACAAGCAUGAGAAUGGGUUAUUCUGGUGAGCUAGUCAGAUACCUUAUUUUUUUGUUUCUCUCUUUCAUUCCGUUUCACUUGAGUUACAAUGCAUUCGGAAGGUUUUCAGACCCCUUCCCU